AGCGGGGAAGGCAGCAGAAACGGGGCGACUCGGGGACGGCUGCAUCGCGCCCCGUUACGCAUCCUCCCUAGGCCGGCUACGCGGGACAGCUGUUGGUCCUUUUAUUCGGUUCCUGCAAGGUAUUUACGAACUGACCAAGAUUUCAGCUAAGAGAUGAAAGUGAUGACUAGCUUGAGAGUCUUUCUUCAAGUGGAUCCAGUGAAACUGCUAUGGAGAAAGUUCCAGAUGCCAAGGUUCAUGCCAGUGAGGCCGUGUAGCCUCUAUACCUGUACUUACAAAACCCGGAGCCGGAACCCAGCUUUGCAUCCACUAUGGGAGAGCGUGGACUUGGUUCCCGCAGGUGACCGCCAGUCACCCAUCAACAUCCGGUGGAGGGACAGUGUCUACGAUCCAGGCUUGAAGCCCCUCACCAUUUCUUAUGAUCCGACUACCUGCCUGCACAUCUGGAACAAUGGCUAUUCCUUCCUUGUGGAAUUUGAAGACUCUUCAGACAAAUCAGUGAUCGAGGGAGGACCCCUGGAAGACCACUAUCGGCUGAAGCAAUUCCAUUUUCACUGGGGGGCCAUUGAUGCCUGGGGCUCCGAGCAUACCGUGGACAGCAAAUGUUACCCAGCAGAGCUGCACCUGGUACAUUGGAAUGCAGUCAAAUUUGAAAAUUUCGAGGAUGCAGCCCUGGAGGAAAAUGGUUUGGCUGUAAUAGGGGUAUUUUUAAAGUUAGGAAAACAUCACAGAGAGCUGCAGGAAUUGGUGAACGCUUUGCCAUCCAUUAAACAUAAGGAUACUCUUGUGAAGUUACGCUCAUUCGACCCUUCCUGCCUGAUGCCAUCCUGCCCGGAUUACUGGACCUACUCGGGGUCCCUGACGACCCCACCGCUUUCUGAGUCUGUCACCUGGAUCAUUAAGAAACAGCCUGUAGAGGUCGACCAUGAUCAGCUUGAGCAGUUUCGGACCCUACUUUUCACUUCCAAGGGGGAGAAAGAGCAAAGAAUGGUGGACAACUUCCGCCCUCUGCAGCCACUGAUGAAUCGAACGGUUCGCUCUUCCUUCCGCCACGAUUAUGUGCUGAAUAUACAAACCAAGCCCAUGCCCUCAACCAGCCAAGUGACCCGCUAGAUGUUCGUGUCUAGGUGGUAUUUUGUUUUAAUGUGUACAAGCUACAAAAUAUUAACUAUGCUAGUCUAGACACCUGCAUAAAAUCCUAACUUAUAGGUGGGCAUUUCUUGAUCUGUCAGUGUUCCUUUGGCUUGAGAAAAAGCUACUGAUAAACAAAUUCUUACCUUUUUUUGAUACUGAUGUUUAACGCUGAAAUACCAGCAAGCACCACUGCUUUCUCUUAUGACAAUCUAUUUCUUUUUUUCAUGGCAUAUCUUGACCUAUCUUUUUAUCUGUUAGUGGUUCAAUAGAGUUGCAAGUAGGGGUGAUGACCAAACUAGUUCACAAUGAUAAGAUACAGACUGACCAUCUCCAAUGCAAGUCUUUCUGAAAUAGCCCUGGGGUUAGACUGGUAAUUCCUGGCUCAAUAUUGCUCAUGGCUUUAGGUAUAUUGUAUUUCAAAAUAUGAAUAUGGCUUCUGUUAUAAGGCUUCUUCAGUGAGUACAUUUGCCCUAAUCUUUAAUUGUCAGUACUAGUAUAGGAUAUGUUUAUUUAGUUAUUACAAAUUUAGGAUACUGCAAAGGUAUUUUAUAGUCCUAGGAAAACAAAGAUUUACUUAUAUAUGAAAAAUCCUUUUGUAUCUCUUAAGGUUCGAUAUUUUACUUAAAGGGUGGAUAAAAUUGAAAGCAUAAGCAGAAUAUUUUUAAAGAAAAUGCUUGAAGUGCUUGCACCUUAAAAUUUUUAAUAAUAUAUUUAGAGAAAAAAGUUCAGGACUACAUAUAUUAGUCUAUAAUAUAUAGCACCAUUUUGCAUUAUUUGUAUACUGUUUUGUAUUUUCUACAGACAGAACUAUCUUGCCAUGUCUUUAAAAAUUUCUGAACUUUAUUUUAUUUCGUUAGUUGAGAUUCUGUGUUAAGCAAGUGAUUAACAUCAAUCUCCCAAUUCAGUCAGAGAUUUAUGAAGACUUUUUCCACAGUGACAAGGAGAGAUACUUGUCAGAUUAAGCUAAAAUCUGGAGAGUCUCACAUUCUGAAAAAUACAUGCCACUAGUGUCCUUGCUUACAGUAACUUGGAAUUAUUCUAAUUGCCUAUAAAGCCAUGUUCAGGCUUAGCAUUGUAUUAACUACUGGUUAAUAUUUCUUUAAUUAAUAUUCUAGUUCCCUAGCAAGCUAGGGUUGGAAGAAUGUACUUAACACUACUGAACUAUACACUGGAGAGAGUUAAGAUGGUAAAUUUUAUGUUACAGGUUUUCCUAUAAUGGUCCUAUUUG
Molecule: messenger RNA, 2362 nt
Organism: Sorex fumeus (smoky shrew)
Lineage: Eukaryota; Metazoa; Chordata; Mammalia; Eulipotyphla; Soricidae
Gene: CA5B
Product: carbonic anhydrase 5B
Exons: 8
Coding region: 154-1113 (319 amino acids)
Cellular component (GO): mitochondrion; cytoplasm
Molecular function (GO): carbonate dehydratase activity; zinc ion binding
Source: RefSeq, a predicted model, not a curated record